UGGUACUUGCAAACGAAAGUAGGAUUGUUUACAUUGGCAACUUAUCUACGUUUGCUUUAAACCUAGGAUUUUCAUUAUCGUUAUUGAUAAAUACAUUUUAGAAAUGUUAGAUAAUUCAUGUGAUUGAUGGGGAACAAAUAUUUCAUGCACUUCUUGAGGGUUUUUGUAACGAUACUCUGAGGAGGACCGGUACUAUGAGAAAAAGAUAUAUUUAAAGAAGCCACACAUGUACCACAAAUGCAAAACCAAUCAGCUGCUGCAGAUUUCUUCACCCUACCAGAUGCUUUCAUCAUACAUGAACACAUUGGGUCUGAGGACAGAAGCACUGAGUUCAAGAAAGGUCCUGGUUUCAUCGAUCAUGAUUUUCGAAAGAACGUCGCCAAAUACGUGUCAGCGUUUAUCAACAGUCAACAGAAUGGGAAACUCUUGAUAGGUGUUGACGAUGACGGUUCCGUGGUAGGAUACGGGAUAAACCAAGGUCAAGAAGACCGCUUGAAGCAGCAAAUCGACGAUGCCAUCAAGGACAUCAGACCUGCUGUGCACCCGAAUGACUACAGAGUGGCUUUUAUACCCGUGGUCGACAACUCGGGCUGGUUCAUUGAUAACAAAUUUGGUAGAAAAACAGUCAUUUGCAUAGUAGUGCAAGGAUUACACAUAAACCAGGAUGGCAAGCUGUACCAAACCAACCAAGGAACAUAUUUGAGGCGAGACGGGGGUGUACAAGAGCUAGGGGCACAUGAAAUAUACCAAUUCAUAGAAAGGAAAUUCCAAGUAGAGAAUGCACGACUGAAAAAUGACUUUACAAAUCUACAUCAACAAGGGAAUGCAAAGGAAAGACAACUCGAACAAAAGCUGGAAGAGAAAGAUAAACUUAACCGAAGUUUGGAAUCGAAGAACAGACAGUUGGAAGAGGAGCUCAACAGGCUGAAACUUCAGCGAGAGCACCACAACGAUAUCAACGGCACUGCAGAGACAGCUCUGAAGACGAUGGAAGAGGUUCAAAAACUUCGUGUGAUGAUGGAAGCACAACAUAAACGUUCAAAGGUGUGCGCUAUUUUAUAGGAACCAUCACAGAAACGUUCAAAGGUCUGCGAUUUUUAAUAGGAACCAUCACACAAAUGUUCGAAAGUGUUCGCUAUUUUAUAUCAACUAUGACAUAACUGUUCAAACGUGUGCGCUUUCUUAUAGGAAUCGCAACAUAAAUGUUUACUGUAUUCGCAAAACGUUCAUAAAAUUCAUAAACUCGCACCAUUUCUUACAAGUCACACAUGCCAGUCUAGAAGCUGUAAGAGAAUACACGAGUGAUGGGGUUACUCGACUUAACAUGUAUCAUCGUGCAAAACUGCGUAGUUAAGACAAGGCGAAGCAUUGUUGUUUGUAUCCCACUGACUAAAGGACGUCGAAUUUGAGAAUCUUUAAAACAAUUGAAAACACGCAUGAAUUCAUCGUUAGGGCAUUGUUCAAAGUGAUAGUUGUCACGAUUUUCUUAGUAAUAUUACGUUUGUGGUGCCAUUUUCUAUGAAGGAGGUCUUUUUAUUCCAGGGCCGUUUGAAACUAGUCUUUAAACAAUAUUUAUACAUGUAUAUAGAUAUAUUGCCAUUUUAUAUUUAUAAUAUUGCAAGGGUGUCUUCAGAUGGUGUUUUGUAUGUCAUUUAAAGUCCUGAUGUUUUAAUGGCUUGUCGUUAAAAAAUGUUGUUAUAUUUUAUGCUGUUUCUGGGCUUUUAACUUUACUUAUAGAUGUGUAUUAAAUU
Messenger RNA from Dreissena polymorpha, 1751 nucleotides. Its product is annotated as schlafen-like protein 1. The transcript has 7 exons. Lineage: Eukaryota; Metazoa; Mollusca; Bivalvia; Myida; Dreissenidae. The coding region runs from base 238 to 1062 and encodes 274 amino acids. The record is from RefSeq and is a predicted model, not a curated record.